CAUAACGGGUGGAAUCUGUCAUGCAAAGAGGACACUAUAUCGCUAUAAAAGAGUUGGGGACAUCUACGUUUGAUCAUUCUGACUGCACAGAACAGCUACAAUCAUGAAAUUCGCUGUGUUCCUGCUCCUACUCUCUCUUGCCUUCGCCGGCUGCAGCGCCGGGAGACGCUGGGGUAUGAGAGGAGGGGGCGGAAGGUGGCCCUGCCGAGGUUUCUUCUGUAGGUUUUGGGGUCUAAGUCGUCGUCUCCCAGCGCCCUGGCGACCCUCGCUCCCCGUGUGUAGCGGGAAGGGCACCCUGGGGGAAAGAUUCGCCCUCAACUUGGGCAUCAACGACGCUGACAACGACACUUUCGUCUCAGGCCCGGAGAUCUACAACGACUUCAAAAACAACUACGACACCAACAACGACGGCUGCGUCACUGAGGCCGAGUGGACGCAGCGCUGGGAGAGGGGACUUCGCUUUUCCAAGGCAUACGCCGUGAACCGUUUCGCCGCUUUGGCAAGCGAUAACGUCACCUGCCCCAUCACGUACGAAAGUUUCGAGAACAGCACCGAUAUGCAGAUGCCGGUGGGCAUCUUUCUCUCAGCCAAUCUGCAGACCCUCGUGGAAACAUGCCAGAGCGACAACUCUCGGCUCAUCUCCAACUGCGACUGUCUACAGUUGUUGGGCGCUUGUGUGAACGACGCUAAGCUCAGCGAAGACUCCGUGUGUAAGGCGUACGUGGUUCAGCCAGUUAUUGCCACCGACUAACCCGUCGUCGAUUGGUUGGAAUGUCAGAAACUAGAGUACCCACUUCCUCGGUUUUAGGACCCGCGACAAAUUGAUUUAUUUCAAUAAAGAUAAAGAGCUUAGUUGAGGCUUUUGUUCUAAUUCUGAAAUAUUUUCUUGGAUCUGGCUGGAAAUAAAAAGAAGAAAUAUAUUAUGGCAAAA
Aplysia californica (California sea hare) is the source of this 931-nucleotide messenger RNA. RefSeq lists its product as uncharacterized. The coding region runs from base 104 to 751 and encodes 215 amino acids. Lineage: Eukaryota; Metazoa; Mollusca; Gastropoda; Aplysiida; Aplysiidae. The record is from RefSeq and is a predicted model, not a curated record. The transcript has 2 exons.